Molecule: messenger RNA, 834 nt
Organism: Vitis riparia (riverbank grape)
Lineage: Eukaryota; Viridiplantae; Streptophyta; Magnoliopsida; Vitales; Vitaceae
Exons: 1
Coding region: 59-574 (171 amino acids)
Source: RefSeq, a predicted model, not a curated record
GAAAACCUAAAGAGAAGAAGAAGAAGAAGAAGAAGACGAGAGAGAGAGAUAGACAGAGAUGGUUUCAACCAAAACCCAAAGAUUGAUGAUUUCUCUAGCCGCAACUCUCUGCCUAAUCCUCAUACAUUCAACUCCAGCCAGCUCCUCCAAUGACUCCCCAACAGUUUAUGAGGUUCUUCAGGACUACAACUUCCCAGUCGGCCUUCUUCCAAAAGGGGUCAUAGGCUACGAUCUGAACACCUCCACGGGUAAAUUCUCAGCCUCUUUCAAUGGUAGCUGCAGCUUUUCUCUUGAAGGCUCGUACCAAUUGAAGUACAAGUCCACCAUCAAAGGUAACAUAUCAAAAGGCAAGCUAUCAAGCUUGGAGGGUGUCAGCGUGAAGCUGUUCUUUAUAUGGGUGGACAUAAUAGAGGUCCGCCGGAGCGGCGAUGAUAUUGAUUUCUCUGUGGGGAUCGCAUCAGCUGGGUUCUCAAUUGACAACUUUGAGGAGUGCCCUCAAUGUGGGUGUGGCUUGAAUUGCGGUAAUAGGCAAGUAAACAAGCUUAGAUCAAACCCUUUUGUUUCUUCACAUUAGGGGAAUCGAAUUCAGAUAGUUGGUGUACUUGAAUUUUUUUUUAAUUGUCUGUUGGAUUAAUCGAUGUGGGUUGUGCUUAUCUUGAUGACUUUUUGUUGUUUUUAGUUGAUUUGUGGGAUGCCCAAAUGCAUAUUCUCAUUGAUGAUGGGAAAAAAAAAAAGUCAUAGGGCUGAAAUUUGUUUGAAUCUGAAACCCCAAUGUUAAUUUGUUCUUAAUUUCAUCUCUAUUGAUCUAUCUAUGGAAUUGAGGAUAUGAAUGUA